Messenger RNA from Chlamydomonas reinhardtii, 1672 nucleotides. RefSeq lists its product as uncharacterized. NCBI's taxonomy places the organism in Eukaryota, Viridiplantae, Chlorophyta, Chlorophyceae, Chlamydomonadales, Chlamydomonadaceae. Bases 683 to 850 code for a protein of 55 amino acids. The transcript has a single exon. The record is from RefSeq and is a predicted model, not a curated record.
AGGGUAGCCCCGGGGCACUGAAUCGAGCCGGGGCCGACCUCAAACAUCUGCAUGUCGCGUUCGCCAGGACACGCCAUAUCAGGCCAGAUAGUAGCCUGAUUACACCUAUGCAGAUAUCUGUGUUGACGGCAAUUGAUCACGCCCCAAAACAACGCCUAUGCAGGAUGUUGGUCGGUCAAUUUCGUGACUUGAGACGAGCACGUUUUAGCCUGCCGUCAAGCGCUAUUGCUCGAAUAGAUUGCACAUAACAUGUAAAUAAGUGGCAGAGUUUGUAUCCCGCUCUGCAUUUUGUUUGGGGCCUCCUUGGCGUGCGGGUUUGGCACGCGGUGAAACCCCCCUGAUGUCCUGUACACAUCAGUUAGGGACGGCGUGGUGGUCCUUAAAGUACUAUCUAUCAGAGGGUUUUGGGUGCCGUCAUGUUGGCGCCUCCCUGGGGACACGAUUUGUCAUGGAGUGGGACGCGAAUGGAGACGGCGCAAUAUCCACGUAGGCCGACGAUGCAAUCUAGCAUGCUGGAAGGGACCAAUGCAACCUCAGGAACUGAUGAACGCACCCUCGCCCACGUCUACAGCCCUGGAGCACAAGCCUGGGGCGUAAGGAGCCCGCAAAACCUAGCCCUUCACUCGACGCAUGACACGACGCGUGUCAUUUGACAACUGUCAAUACACACCUGCCCUUGCCGAUGGUGACCGGCAGCAACGUGACCACCGCCGAGCCCGGCCCGCCGCCCCGCGAGCUGACGUGGCAGAACAGCCGACCAACUUCACAUGGUGCACGGGUGAAUGCGUUGCGGAGCUCGUGGUUCUCAGGCAAGGCCAUAAGUGCGCGUACACGCGCUGAUGCGUCCUGAAUUUCCAGCCACUGGAACUCAUUGCUGGUGAUUGUGAGGAAAAAGUCCGGUGUUCGUCCUAGCAAGGAACACGCCGCUUUGGCCUGGUUAAGGUGGUUUAGGAAGUACUUAGGGCAGCCGGGGAUUGUGGGGGGUAGAGCUAGGCGCAUGCGCUGGCAGUCUUGUGCAGACAGAGCGAACGAGUUGGUUGCACGUCCUGACACUUGGCACGAUGUUGUGCUGCGGCCCAGCUGUUGUUUAAGCGACAGCUGGUAUGUUUCUAGUAUCCACGCAGGAUCCAGGCGUGUUGGCAACAGCAUCGGCCUCUGACAAACCAAACCGCUGCUCCUGUGGAAAUCCGAACGACGAUAAACUAGAAGAGAAAGUGAUGAUGCAGAAUGUGGUUGCCGGAACGGGCUUGUCGCCACUGCCUCGGCCUCCGCGCAAGCCUUACAUGUGCGCCGCCCGCAUGUCCACCCUUUUUGGGGACUCGAUUGUAACGCCUUCAGCAAAGCGCAGGACACUUGCGCAUGCCCAAGAACUCUAUCAAUAUCAGGUCACCGUCCUGUUUAGUCGUUUCGGAGACAAAAGCGUCUGCCGUCCAUUGUCUGACUGAGCCGACCGCCUCUUGGAGUGUUUACGGGCUCCCCAAGAGUCUAUAGUAGUACGCACGUUGUUGUCUAUUAAAACAACUGCACGUAGACGCCGAGGCCGUGAGCGCCCGAACAAACGUUUGACACCGGCCGGGUUUGUCUGUACUGCCAAUGUCCUGCUAUUGAUAGGUAAUGGUAGCCUCUAUGUCGGGUGUCUGCUGCUGGUUCUCUGCUGUAAGAACCCGGCACG